Exaiptasia diaphana is the source of this 1873-nucleotide messenger RNA. RefSeq names its product glutamate receptor ionotropic, NMDA 1. Gene Ontology annotation, biological process: modulation of chemical synaptic transmission; synaptic transmission, glutamatergic; monoatomic ion transport. Gene Ontology annotation, cellular component: plasma membrane; postsynaptic membrane. Gene Ontology annotation, molecular function: transmitter-gated monoatomic ion channel activity involved in regulation of postsynaptic membrane potential; glutamate-gated receptor activity. The record is from RefSeq and is a predicted model, not a curated record. The transcript is spliced from 4 exons. Lineage: Eukaryota; Metazoa; Cnidaria; Anthozoa; Actiniaria; Aiptasiidae. The coding region runs from base 172 to 1767 and encodes 531 amino acids.
UCGMCUACAGACCUCUGCACCAGCGGCUCCUAUAGCUCSCAUGAUCAGAAUUUAAGAGUUUCAUCACCUCCAAAAAACUCUACUUACAACAUCAUAGAAAGACUACUUAAUACAACCACAUCACUGUCUACCCGAUUCCAAACCACCUCUWCCUGGUCAUCUCUAACUGGCAUGGUCAAAUUCAAAGGUUUUUUAAGUAGAUACAAAGCGUUUGGCAGCAAAACUAAACGUCUUCGAAUAGUUACAAUAGAACAUGGRCAAUACACUUAUCAAGUCAGCAAAACAUUCCCGAGGUGUUCUGYGGGCGUAGUUCAUUGUGAGCAACAUGAUCAAACGUGCGAAAUAGGUGUCCCGGCAACGCGUUAUAACAAUAAAACAAGCAAUGGUACUUAUGAGCCAGAACGAAUAUGUAUAGCAGGCUUGAUGAUCCAGUUGUUGUACUUGUUCAGAGCCGAGCUUACGUUUGAGUACGAUCUGUACAUAGUGAAAGAUGGKAAAUAUGGAGGUGUUGACGAAAAAACUGGGAAGUGGAAUGGAAUGAUAGGCGACCUUCUCGAUGGUAAAGCCGACAUGGCUCUCGCUACGUUAACAACCACARGGGAUAGAUUAAAAGUGGUCGACUUUUCCUAUCCUUAUGGCGAAGUAGGAAUCGGUCUUCUCACCGCYGCRUCAACAGAUGGAAUCAAGACUGAGAUCAACACAGAUUUCAUCCAGCCUUUUACACCACUUCUUUGGGCAGUYAUUUUUAUUUCCAUUGCCGUUGUGUUGACUGUGGUAUGGAUUCUUGAUAAAGUCAGUUGGACUUGGUACUUAAAGAAUAGAUGUGCUCGUGUAUUCAAGAGAAGGAUAUAUUUCCUUGAGAGCAUGUCUUUUGUAUGGAGCACAUUUGUUCAUAUUCCUUCAGGCAGUGGGCUCCCUGGAAGUGAAAGCUCUCGUUUCGUUGCGUURUUUUUUGGCUUUGCAAUGGUUAUUGUCAGCGCGAGCUACACUGCGGAGCUGGCUGCGCGUAAAGUCAAACAAGAAGUCAUUCCUCCCAUUACGGGGAUCUUUGACGAAAAGAUGCUAAAUCCACCAGAAGGAUUCAAGUACGCCACACUUCGGGACAGCAGCACUGAAGCUUUCUUUAAGAACAGUGAAGAUCCCAGAAUGAGGCAAAUCUACAACAACAUGAAGGACAACAAUGUACUGGACGUUGAAGUGGGUGUGAAAAAACUUGCCAAUGGUGAAUUUCAAGUGUACAUCGACGACCGUCCAUACUUGGAGCAUCUCGUUUCUUCUAGACUAAACUGUUCUUUGAGAGUCGUGGGUGAUUCACUAGGMACAUCCGGGUACGCUGUUGCUCUGACGAAAAACUCCGAAUGGACCAAUCCGCUCUCACUAACUAUCCUAAAAUACAAUGAAAACAACAUWAUUCAAGACCUUUGGGGAAAAUGGCUCAAGAGAAAGUGUAUUAGCAAGGAYGAAUUUAGCAAAGGUCCUUCAGGGCUCACUGUGGAUGAUUUAAAUGGAUUAUUUUUAACUAUAUUAAUUGGGAUGGGUUUUGGUAUGGUUGCACUAGUGUUUGAGAAUGSAAUACAGYAUUUGCGCGUGCGUAGAAAGAACGACGUCACACUUUCAGAAAACAGGMUSAGUACCCGUGAGGGUGAAGGAGUUGCCGUUGAACCCUCGACCAAUGGAGUUCGACUUGUUAGUCAUUUUAGCAAUGGAGGAUUCGAUGAGACGGUCGAUAGUAAUGAUAUCUAUAGGAAUGGAAGAAAAAUGCACUAAUUAUUAAUAUAGGAUAAUAACGAUUAAAUUAUAAGAGCUUUCAAGCCGUUCCCCGUUGUUCUACAUCGCUCUUCCCCGAUUGUUGUUGCGUCUUCACAACAACAAG